This is a messenger RNA of Zychaea mexicana, 534 nucleotides long. RefSeq lists its product as uncharacterized. The record is from RefSeq and is a predicted model, not a curated record. The transcript has a single exon. The annotation marks the transcript as partial. Lineage: Eukaryota; Fungi; Mucoromycota; Mucoromycetes; Mucorales; Lichtheimiaceae.
GACCUGGUCACGCUUCGGAGCGCCGACGCGAGGCUGGAAGAGUUCCUGCACGGACAUCCGGAGGUGUGGACUAACAGUCACCUCUUGUUUCCGGCAGACGACUCGACGAUUACGGACGAGUUUGUGCAGCGCACAGUCCCCAAGAUUCCUCGCAGCUAUGCCCUGCGAGAGAUGCGACUCGUCAACCUGCCGCUUACGUGGGCGGGGCUGCUGUGGAUCUUUGAUCACUUUGCACACUCGGUCGAUCGGAUCUAUCUGGCGGCUCCGGAAGCAACGCUCGCCGACCUCGCACGCCACCUGUCGAUUUUUGCGGGGAAUCUGGCACUCCUUCAGGACGAGAACAAGAUUCCCAUUACGUUCCGCCAGUACGCUAUCAACCACGCCGAGUACGAAGAUACCCUCGCCCAGACAGAUUACAUGGGCCGGAGCACCUUAAGGGGCUUGCGUCGGCAUCUAGAAACGCUGAGAUUAGAUGAUCCGCCCUUUGAACGCCUCGCUGAACUCUAUGUCGAGAGCACGGACCAUUCGCAGCAG